CACAGAUGUUCUAUCACACUUUUGACUACCCGUAAGUUACUGGAGUUGGAAACUUGGCGUUGAUUAUCGUUGCUACCCUAUCACAACGGUUGUCACGUGCUUUUACGAGCCUUUCCGUUUUUAAACGGAACAAUUGAGGUCGGCCUCAGUGUCUAGGGGUGCUAGCCUGGAUACAUGUGAUACAAAAGGAAGUUAGGCCCUUUUAAAUCUGAUACAAUAUGCAUCUACCACAUCUACUAAAGAAUUGAAAACAAAGAAGACGCCUUAAGUAGGAAUACAAAACGCAAGGUUUUAUAGGGAAAAAAAAUUAUUACUCCCUAACUAACGCACAUAUUCUGGUGAGGAUCUGAGAUAACUCUCGUACAUGACGCUGGCUAUUACUGGAAUCCACUGCACUUUUACCUUUCCACCUAAUUCACCGAUCUUGCACAUGCCUUCCAUGAUGGCACCAACUAAGUCCGUGAUACCCGGCUCUUUUUCCCAAGAUCUCAAGAGCAGAUCUUGUGUUGAAGAAGACUACUACAUCCUUGAGCUUUCGCUGCCGAAUUUUGUAUUUAUUGUCCUGUUGGUAAGGAAAACGAGAAUCUGUACAAAAUGCAUGUUUAGGCCUUCGGCACUUUUGGCAACUGUGGUAGUCGUGCCUUUUUUCGUUUGCUGUGGUCGCAGAUUAUAAACUGUUUCCUUGUAGGAUAAUUAUUCCAUCAAUCGCGAAACUUUCUUUUCGUCUUUCAGAUUGAGUUUUUCACAUGUUACAAUCCAUUUUCCCGUUGUUUUUUGUUUUUGUUUUUGUUUGCAUUACCGACUUCCUUACGAACCUCGGCUGACAAUUUUUUUGUAAGCAGCACGAGCCGCUACCGUCUUCAAUUGUCCAGCUUUGGUCCGUGGUUUUAUUCUUUUCCCGUGAAGGCUACGCCAACCCUUUGUUCCAGAAAGAUCGGAAGUUGCAUUUCACCUGUGUUCUCGGAAUUGCCUUUUUUGCCAUUUUGAGGAUGUCACUUACAAAUUUAUUGUAAGCAACAUCGAUGUUCUCAUAGGUAUCGGGAAUCCCAGCUGAUUCCACGAUCGUGCUGUCCAUUCAUGCACGGAAUCAAGUCCAUUUGGCUUUGUCAGACAGCCAAUGCCUCCUGGCAAAACUAAGGUUUAAAGUAACACCAGUUCUAGUGUUAUGGGAGUAGGCCUAGGGUACUACCAAUUUCAAUUAGAUCUUCAUAUUGGACUUUGGCCUCGAGCUCCACCGAGACCAGUGUUAUGUCUGGACGAGACAGGGCACUGUUGCCCUUUUGGAGCAGUGUUGGUGCAGUGUUGAGACCUCCUCCAACAAACGCCCAAGGCGUUUUUGUCAGGGUAGCCCUUAUACUUCAUCUGUGCGUUGAAAUCACCCGCUAUAAUGAUGACAACCGACACCUUGCCUAGUGCUCCCAGUCGCACGUUUGCUUACAGUUGGACUGAGCCCUGUCACCGAUCUGCAAGUGGGGAGGGUGUUUGAAAUCCGCACGCUUAGAUGAUUGUCAGUUGUACUAGCUAUAUGUUUAAAUAGCGGAUAGGAUUUUUUCUCCUACCUUCUCUCGGGGAUAGCCCGCUGUAGCAAAACUCUCCUUCGCCUUGGGAGACGGACAAUUAUUGACGUAGUUUUUUCUUUAACUUCGUGCAGUCGAAUCUGCCAUACUAGUCCGCCCCGCCACGUAGUAGCUAAACCCGUGCGGACUCACUGAAAAUUCCGAAUCAUUACAAUAAUUUGUAGAUUACGUGGUUUAAGAAAUCUGGUACCCAUUUCUUUCCUUGGAGCAAAUUUAAACAAACACAGUAGAGCCCCGUUGUAUCAAAUGCAGUAUUGGAAAAACAGCAAGAAGCUUCUUAACAAACUUUUCACAGUGCAAAAUAACGAUUUGAAAUUUUCUUAUGUAGCCAAUACUCUUGCUACGAGCAACUAAACUUUGGCUUCAGUUAUACAUCAUUUUAAAGCUGAAUUAACUCUGCUUAAAAAAAACGAACUGUCUCAGUAUUCGAAAAUGAUUUUCGUCACCAGAUUUGGAAUAUCAUUCAAAAUUUAUGCUAAGUCACAUAUCCAUAUGUAGCAUUUUGUUCAUCCGUCAAGCUUGAAAAGGGCCAUCUAGUCAUCCGGUUAGGGGAUGUUUGGGGUCACGGUGAAGUCGUAGGUGGCUUGAUAGUCUGAUCUGUGCUCUGAAUAGUCUCUGACAGCGCGGGCAAAGGAUAGUUGAUGUAGUCGGUGGUGCAAGGUUGCCUUUUCGGGCUAGCCUGUGUGUCUCGGCUGUCGCUAUCCCUCUGGUUUCAUGAAAUCGAGCCCCCUUCUUGACAGCUGAUCUCCACUUGGCUCUGUCCUGGGCUGUCUGUACCCAUUCAAAGAGGUUGAUGCUGAAGGCCUUUAUUGCCGCUUUCAUGUUUUUGUAUCAAUGUUGCAUAUCCAAAACGGUGAGAUUAUACGUUCAACAAAUUUAUAUUGUCUUCGCCUGUUUUUCAUCCUCUUGGGGAAAUUUUGCCUUGUGGCACACUUAUCAUCCUGUCGCACACAUUAAUGUUUCGCGGAACACAGAUCGUGGAACACUGAUCCAUUGUACCCUUAAAACAAUAAGCUAGUCACACCUUUCAAAAAUGAUUCAGUGUUAGAGUAAAAUAAUUCAAUACCUUUAGUAUAACUAACUUUUAACUAGAAUAUGACGUCACCAGUACAGGUGGAAAGCGUCUCAUAAUUUGUUGUUUUUUUAAAAAUUAUAAUAAAGAAAAGAAUAAUGAACCACAUAGGGAAAUCUUUAACCAUCCUAUUGUAUAUAAAUAAUUUAUAUUUCAUUUUGAUAUUGUUGUUGUUGUUACUUUUUCUCAAAUAGAAAUCCAAUGCUAACUUUAUGCAUUAAAGUUAGGCCAGAAAGCUCCAAAAUCUCAUACACAUUAUAUUUACGGAUGGGUUCUGAGCCCACUGACCUUUCAUAUGAUCUGAGGUAAAUGAAACGGGUUUUUGUUCCAAAUGUAAACACUAUUUAAAAGAUAUGAAAUGAGGUAAAUAACACAUGUUUUUAAGGUAGCGCUCUUCAAAAGAUCAAGUGUUGCCAUUCGUUUAAGAUAUUUUAAUGAUGCAGUCCUUAAAAAAUAAUUGAACUCGAAAUAUAAAUGUAGUUUAACGUCAUCUUAUGAUAAUAUUAAAGACUUUAAUAUACACUAUUGUUGUUGAACCCGCUAUAAAUAUAAAUAGAUCUUUGAAUUAUAUUAAUAAUAGUCUAUAUCCAUUUGCUAAAAGGGAACUGGUUAAAACAUUUUCAAUGGCAAGGCCAGCUGGAGUUAAAAGCGAUUUCAUAUAACUGAGAAUUUUUUUUUUAAAGUUUAUGCAUUAGAUAUUAACUUUACUUAAUGUGCUUAAACGAUUAUACUUGUUAAUUUUUCUCCAGGAGGAAAUUGACAAGAGAUAUGAUUGGUCCCUGUGGGGAAUUUUGUAUUCCACCUAGAACAUUUGCAACAUCUGGGAGAAUGUAUAUUGGGUUAAAACCAGAGCUCGGUAAUUUAUUCAAGCAAAUUCAUAAGCAAUUUGGACACAUUUCUUAUAUUAACAAAAGCUGAGUUAUCUUUAUAUACAAAAUGCUUACAGACUAAACAAAAAUAUUAUUAAUUUUCGUUAAAACAUCUGAACAAAUGAUCUUAAUAUAAAAUAAUGAAUAUUUUCCUGAUGUAGUUAAUUACAGUUAUCGGGAUAAUACAUUUUCAAUGCUAACCUUUGGUUUGAGUUAAGUCAAAGUUUCAAUUUACUUUAUAAAUAAUAUGUUUCUAAUUAUUGCUUCAGAUGAAACAGAAAAACCAAAAUCAAGCUCUGGUAUUCAAAAGCGGGAUGGUAAGAAAAGAUUCAUUUAAACUUCCAUUAGUUGGUCAGACUAAAAAAAAACACAACUUUUUUUUGGAGCUAAUUAUAAAUGAUGUUUUAUUUUAUGGAUUUAAUCAAUUUUCUCCAUCAGGCUUAACUAUUGAUAAUUUUGUGAACAUUAGGUUGUAUUAGAGAAUUUUAAGUAUAUAAAAAGUCAGAUUGUUAAUUUUUUUUUGAGGUUAACUAAAAAGCCCUUUUUCAUAUCUCUUAGCGUUGUAUGACAAUCUGGAUUCGAUGUACUUAUUUGGCGUGACUACUCUAGCAUGUUUUGCCUGGGACACUACAAUUAAUGAUUGGAAUCCUGCCCUCUGUAAGGUAUGGUGAAAAUAAAGAGUGGGGUUAACAAGCUUACCAUAAAUUUGUGUCUUUGUUUCUCUUUGUCUGGACCACUUGCUACUACACACCAGUGCCAUGAAAGUUUUUAACAGAAUGGCAAAACCAUUUGUUUAUAUCACGAGUUAUUAAACCUAAAACUUCUUCUAUUUGGACUUGAAUAUAAUAAAACUGAUCAGGGAAAAAGAUUGAGACAAAGCAUUGGAAAACAAUUUAACUAAAGCUUGAAACACAAAAACCAUUUGACCGUGCCCUUUGUAUUUUAAGAGCAUACGAAUAGGACUGAAUUAAAACGGAAUUUAUAACAGAGAUUCUAAUAAUUUUGUUUGAUGUUUUAAAAAUUGUAUUAAUUUAAAUAAAAGUUUUAAGCCUUGCAAAAAUGGACAGCCUGAAAUUGUCCAUGUUGACUUAUUUUUAUUUGCUAUACGAUUUCUUUGCUUCAGAUGACCAACAUAAAUGGUAGCAUUAUCUGCACCUGUCAGGAUGGAAGAGAAAU
Messenger RNA from Lymnaea stagnalis (great pond snail), 4694 nucleotides. The record is from the annotation of a GenBank genome assembly. Lineage: Eukaryota; Metazoa; Mollusca; Gastropoda; Lymnaeidae.